UGGGGAUUUAUCUUGAUUAGAUAUUCCUAAUUUCGGUUAAAACAGUACUGAAUUCCGUGUGACCAUACGAAGUAGAUGAGACAGGGGUCUGCAUCUCUUCGUACUCUGCAAGGGAAGAAUUUUGGAGGAAAUUCGAUUGUAACAGCAAGUACCCAUUAAAGAAGAAAAAAAGGAAAGAUCCCAAUAGCAACAGGUGACGUCACAGCUGUCAGUUGCGCCAGGCCAUUUUCGCGUAGCAAUUCGUCAGUGCGCUUGAGGAUUGCAGACUGUGCAAAGCUCUGUUCCGUUUUCAUAAGACGCUCCACUCGUGCUCCUUUGCAACCACCAUGCGAUGCAAACUCUGCAGGAAUGAUUAUGAUUCCCGCCGCCACUUGCCGCUCAUCCUGCCCUCCUGUGGCCACACCUUCUGCAGGAUGUGCCUACGGGAACUCGAGGAAGAGGAGACCCGUUUUGACUGUCCCCGCUGCGACACGUUGCAUAAAAGACCCUCUGUUAGGAAUCUACUAAUAAACCGGGACUACCUUGAUGAUGAUGAUGAUGAUGACGAUGAUGAUGACGAUGAUGAUGAUGAUGAUGAUGACGAUGAUGAUGAUGACGAUGAUGAUGACGAUGAUGACGAUGAUGAUGAUGAUGAUGACGACGACUCUAAUCAGGUCGCCAUCUACAGGCCUUCAAGUGCUGCGGGCCAGAGUUACAGUACUGGACAAAGGGGUUUCAAAAUUGUUGGUGGCGUUAAUCUCGGAUUUGAUGUAGACGAAAAUGGCGUAAGUCUCGGUGUCAACGUCAGAGGGGGGGUGGCGAUCGACGACUUCAAAGCGAUUGGCAGCGCUGGGAUAGGCGUUCAGAGAGGCCUUCGCGGUGCCAUGAUUAACGGUCAGGCUGGCUUGGCUGUAGGAUUAGGCCAAGAUGCUUUUAUAUGGGGUGGCAAUGCGAAUUUGGGCUUUGAUCCCCUUCCGCGCAUUGGAGCGAAUAGCUCGUUUCAGUAUACUCCAGGCGGCAGUCGGAGUAUCACGUUUUGAGUUAAUGAAAUGCCAGAUGAGCCAGAUUCCCUGCGGUUGAAUGUCUACAUACCUAAAGAGCAAGCUGCAAUGACGAGAAAGAAUCGAACGGGAGUUUUCAACUGAGCAGCGGUCGCUAAGGAUCUUACUCUUAGUCCUCUUCUGUUUCCUUCCCAUGACCGCGAGGCGGCUUAAUCACAACAGAAAAUGGUUCAGCGCUUGCUUGAUUUUUUUCUUUUUCUAUUUAGUCAGCCAGUUUUGGAGAUCAGAAUCAAUUAAACAUUAUCUAGAAUCAUGGUAGGCAUAAAUUUUGAUUAUUUUAUUGUGUAGAUACAAAAAUUGAUAAAUUGUCCAUUUGUAGCAGGGCCUUAGUACGCCAGCUUUUAUAUUAGUGUUUUAGUUCAUUAUUAUUGGUUGCACAAAAAAUAUGUAUUUGAUCUUCAUGUCAGUAUAUCAUAUUAAAUGUUGAAGGAGGA
Penaeus indicus is the source of this 1474-nucleotide messenger RNA. RefSeq lists its product as uncharacterized. Bases 327 to 1019 code for a protein of 230 amino acids. NCBI's taxonomy places the organism in Eukaryota, Metazoa, Arthropoda, Malacostraca, Decapoda, Penaeidae. The record is from RefSeq and is a predicted model, not a curated record. The transcript is spliced from 5 exons.